Molecule: messenger RNA, 2026 nt
Organism: Cyprinus carpio (common carp)
Lineage: Eukaryota; Metazoa; Chordata; Actinopteri; Cypriniformes; Cyprinidae
Exons: 7
Coding region: 547-1512 (321 amino acids)
Source: RefSeq, a predicted model, not a curated record
GCAAGCAGAGCUGUUCUGUGCGUUCUCAAAGGAUCGGAACUUUUGUACGAGUUGAACAACUCUGCCCACAACUGUAAAUAUUCACGGAAAUGGAGCAGCCAGCCAGUACAAGGCAGCACACCAGCCGGGAACCUCCAUAUUUCUGCUGCAGUCUAUCUUUGCGGGGCUUCAUUCUACAAACUAGAAAAAAUAUGCACUACUAUGAAUCUGCAGCUUUUUAAGUAUGACACCUUUCGGCGCCAUUCCCGAUUGUACAUUGAGCCAGCUAUAGUGUACAAGUGGAUGCAUUGGCAGAAUGAGACGCUACAUCGCCUGAGCGAAAGGGACAGGGUCAUUGUUGGAGGUGAUAUGAGGGCUGACUCACCAGGUACACAGUUAUAAAUAAGAAGGGUGCAUGGAUGUUCGGGUACUUUCCUGGAUAAUGAAGCUGAAUAUACAUAGACUGGUAGCAUCUAAUUUAACUGAAAUCAAUGAGCAUGUUGUAAUAAUGCUUUGUGUGAUACUAGUUUUAAAGGCCACUCUGUAAAGUUUGGAAGCUAUACCGUGAUGGACCUUCAAACCAAUACCGUUGUGGACAUACAACUGGUUCAGAGUAACGAAGUGGGAGGACGCUACCAUAUGGAAAAAGAAGGAUUACAGAGGAGCCUUGCCCUGUUGGAAGCUCGUGGUGUUACUCUUGAGUGUAUUGUAACUGACCGCCACCCACAAAUACAAAAAUUCCUCCGAGAACGUAACAUCAAACAGUUCUAUGAUGUGUGGCGCAUCGAAAAAGGGAUUACGAGGCAACUUGAAAACAUUUGCAAGUUGAAAGACUGUGAAAAAUUACGGGAAUGGCUGGGAAGCAUUAAAAACCACAUUUACUGGACUGCAGCAUCUUCAAUCACUGGACCAGAAAGAGUGGCUAAAUGGAGCUCGAUUCUGAACCAUGUCAGGGACAUACACACACAUGAGGAUCCAAACUUUCCUGCUUGUCUACAUCCUCAAAAGAGAAGCAGAGACGGAAACAAGUGGCUUGUUGUGCCGGGACUCAGGCAUUCUACAAGCUGGAGAAAAGUCAUGACAAACAAGCGGAUUUUGAAGGACGUCACCAAACUGAGUCCGCAUCACCAGACUUCACCUUUUGAUUCGUUUCAUAGCGUCAUUCUACGCUUUGCCCCAAAAAAUGUGGUGUUCCCAUUCCUUGGAAUGUUGUGCAGAUUAUACCUGGCUGCAUUGCAUUAUAAUGAAAAUGUUGGCCGUGCACAAGCAACAACAUCAACAGGACGUCCACUAUUCAAAGUGAACUUUCCAAAGGGCAGGAAAGGACAAUGCACGGUCAAACAAGUGAAGACUAGACCGCUAACAUUCAAGUACUUGGAUGACCUGCAGGACCUAAUAUUUGAGCAUGUUUUUGUGGACCCUGCUCCAUACAUGGAUGAGGUACUGAAGAUACCCAUACCACCAGACCUGUGUGCGGAGUAUGAGCGGCCAGACAAGGAGGAGGUCAUCAUGGUGUCCAGAUUGAAUCAAUAGCUGGUCUGAAACAAACAUAUCUGAAAACUCACGGCGAAUCCUCAUCGCCACACAGGCUGGAAUCACGACACAUACUCGACGGCCAAGUAAACCCCAGCACCAGCUCACAAAGGAGCGAUACGCCAGAAACCUGUAACGACUUAAACACAGGCACAUGGUCAAUGGACACGAGCAUUUAUUUUUCAUCAGUGUCUUUGUUUUGCAUACAAGCACAGUCUGUGAUUCAUCUUGUACUUUCUUAUACUGUAUUUCUAUAGACUGUUAAAUAUUCAGUUGUUCACAAGCGCUGUCCAAGACUCCAGAAGUUCUUUCUUUCUUUUGUAUACAAAAUGUCAAAUAUUCACUAGUUUGUUUACAGUUUAUUUAUUGUUUUUGCAGUAUCUUCAAUGUUUAUUUGAUUACAAGCACAAAGUAAGAUUCCUCCACGUAUUUUUUAUACAAAUUGUGAAAAUAAUCACUUGUAUUUGCAGAGUAUAUUGUUAUGACAUUAAUAAAUAUUAAGUUUGUUCUGCCA